Penicillium pulvis is the source of this 1467-nucleotide messenger RNA. RefSeq names its product F-box protein. Bases 1 to 1467 code for a protein of 488 amino acids. The record is from RefSeq and is a predicted model, not a curated record. Gene Ontology annotation, molecular function: protein binding. The transcript has 3 exons. Lineage: Eukaryota; Fungi; Ascomycota; Eurotiomycetes; Eurotiales; Aspergillaceae.
AUGGGGACACAUCUUCCCCAGGAAAUAUUGCAUUUGAUCGCGACUAAUCUGCAGGACUCAGAAGCCUCUUUGGUCCCUUGCACUCGAGUAUGCCGUGAAUGGCAGGUCGCCUUUGAGCCCUUCAUUUACUCCCAACCAAUCCACGUGAUAAGUGCCGAUGGUGUCAGCAAAGAUGACUGUGAGCGGUCAAUGUCGUUGAGUCACUUUCAGAACGUGACCUCUGGUAAAGGGCUGACUCGGCGGGCCCUGAUCCGACAUUUGAGCUACCACAUUGUGGUUCCUCUUGACCUCCCGGAUUGGCAAACUCGCAAGGAGAAAGCAUACAGCCUCGAGAACAUUAUCCGUUAUGAUAAUGAUCUUGCAUUUCAGUCCGGAAUAUUGGAUCUCUUCAAUACUUUCAAACAUUGGGAUUCCAAUUUGCGCCUUUCGGUUGAGUUGGCGCUGCUGGGUCGCGAAGCCGGAAAGGAGCCUCACACAUAUGAUUGGGACACCGCAGGCGAAUACCGCUACGACUAUAAAAAGGGAAGAAGGAAGUCAGUUCCUGUAUAUCGUGCACAAUUUAUAGACCACGGGGCUUCCCUUCUCCCGGAUGUCGCGUGCAUCAGCCGUCUUUGCUUUCGUGAUGGUCCCCCUUUUCAUCAAAUUUGGGCCGGAUCGGCCAUGCAAAUUGCUCAGUGCUGUAGUACUCUUACUGAGAUGAUGCUGGAUCUCGAUGAGUAUAUCCGCCCGGAUCACAUUGAAUAUAUUCAAGCAAGGCGUCAAGCUUUGGCCGACGGUCUUUUGACGAUGCCACGUAGCCUAAGGGCAUUCAAUCUCUUCAAUCAAAUGGAGUGCCCUUGGAAGGAAAUGAUGAACGGGUUAAAUGUUCUGCUUUCAGAUACCGACUUUCUUUCGCAGAACAUUCUGAAUUUGAGUCUAUCACUUAGAGAAUUGAAGAUUGACCAGCUAUCGCUCACGCCAGAUUUCCUGUUUCCUCUAGAUACAAAAAGCCAUCCAUUGCCGACUUCUCGAUCUCUCUACUGGCCUUUAUUGGAAGUGGUGGAGCUGACUAGGGUACCUUCAAGACUUCCCUCAGGCCUGUGGAUUGUACAUCCAACCCCCGAGGACCAAAGCGAAAUCGACGAGGUCGAAGACUGGGAGAGAAUCAUCUGUGACUAUGAAGAAGGCUUUAUUUCGCGGCCGAUUUUUGAUCGCGAGCAUUUUCACCGAACCCUUAUUUCCCUAGGCCAUGCAGCUCGUCUGAUGCCCCGUUUGAGGUACAUGCAAUAUUGUCUUUCACAUAACCCGAACUUUAAAUUUGAAUUUAAGCCCCAUGCGUCGUCUGGGAAGGCAGAGUGGCAGCUUUACUCUCUCUAUCGUCCGGAUCAACGCGUCGCGAAUGCGUGGAAAUGUUCAUUAGCGGAGCUAGAUGCGAAGUUGCCUUCAAAGUUGAUUAAGACGACUAUUGAGGACUGGAGCAACAUGUAG